AUGACCGAUCAUGGUCUAAAGCACGCCAAGAUGCGGCUGCGACAGCUCCGCAUUGACGUUGAUCGCGAGUUGGCUUUCUAUAACGUUUACAAGACUUGGCCAAGUAUUUUGCGCCUCAGUCAUGAUCUGCUUCGCAAAUCCCUGAGCAAUGACACCCUGUCUGUGCACAGUCCAACAUAUAUGGUGAGGCCCGUGGAGCGCUCGUACAAGGGGCUGCUUAUGGCUGCGUUCUUCGUUGGCGCCAACGCCAAGGUGAAAGCUGUCAAGCCCGAGGAAGUCGAGCAAUACCAGCGCCUAGUGCCUCAGCUGCAAGAGGUUUUGGCCAAAGCCGAGGCGAUGCGGACUGAUCUUCUCUCUCGCUACGAACGCGAGUUUCAGGCGAUGCAGCAAACCGCGGCGCGGGCGGCCAGCCACGGCAAAUUGCAGCCAAGUCGCGUCUUCCCCAUAGCCCCACCACUGCCCCUCGGGCCCGGCGAUCCUUUGGCCGCCGUCAAAGGCAACACCGAUUCAAUAGCCAAGACCCCACCCGCAAGUGUACCCACGGCGACAGCUGAGAAUGACUUGUCGUUGCAGCAGCGCUUAUUAGCACUUCAACCCGAAAGAUCGAGCAGUAGCAAAUUCUCCAACAUUGAAGAACCGUUGCGAGCAUCGAGCCCUCCAACUCAAACCACGCACGUCGGUCACGGUGGGAAUCACGCUGGCGAUCUUCUCAGCACGCGCAUACCACCCACCAGCAGUGAGACCCCAGCGCCCGCUCCCACUUCUUUCCCAGCCUCAGCGGUGCCCAAAAGGACGUUGGAUGAAUUGUACGCGAGUAUGGGCGAUCUGAGGCUGAAAUCCAACCCUUUGGAGCAGUACCACGACGCUAUCCGCCAGCCCACACAGCGGCAGAUCAUGCAGGAACAAGCCCUGCAAAGGCUGCGUGAAGGCGAGGAAGCCAGCCCCGCGAUUGACGGCCACUUGACGCAUCAGCACCAGAUUCCCUCGUCAGUCGAUUCUCCUUAUCAGGCUUCGACAGCAACAAACAACACAGCCGCGUAUCCCGUGUACCCAGCAACGGCUGCCACAAUGCACAUGGCCCCGGAUCACUCACCACAAUGCUACUGGCCAAGGUCAUCAACACACAUGCCUUCUUACGCUUCUUAUGGCCCAUCAUCUUAUGGCCCAUCAUCUUAUGGCCCAUCAUCUUCCACGCCUGCAUUGGGUUAUUACAACAUGAGCGCCCCUACCAACUUCCCGCUGCCUUCUUCGGCCAUGACUCCCGCGAGUUUGUCUCCUCGCGAUGCGCGCCCAGGCCUCGUCCAGACAGGCACGCAGGCAAGCGUUUUAGGCUGUCCACACGGCAAUAGCACGGGGCCCGUUGUGCCGCGCGUCGUGGAGGAUGAUCCCAAGCUUGCACGCAUAGCUUACGAUCCCAUUCUUUUCGACCAGUUUCUCACGCACGCUCGCGGUAACAGUGAACGCGAUCAGGAGACUUGUGGCAUCCUUGCUGGCCGCUUACAAGCAGACGGAAGCUUUCUGCUCUCACACGUUUUGAUACCAGCCCAGAGUGGGGAUGCCAAUGGAUGCCAGCCGACAGAGGCAGGCGACGAAGCCCUCUUUGGGUAUCAGGAUGAACACGAGCUGUUGACGCUAGGAUGGAUACACACGCAUCCCUCACAGACGGCCUUUCUGUCCAGCGUGGACCUGCACACCACGCUGUCAUAUCAGCUGAUGCUACCCGAGGCUUUGGCAGUCGUGUGUUCUAUCAAAUACAACGACAUUCGCCUCUUCCGUCUGACUGCACAGGGCGUGACAGAGGUCUUGGAAUGUCAACAACGUGGCCACCACCCGCAUUCGGCACAAGGCCUCUUUGUGGAUAGCGGCCACACAAUACAGCGUCAGAUGCCCGAUUUGGUUCAGAGAGACAGAGAGACAGAGAGAGACAAGAGAGAGACAGAGAGACAGAGAGACAGAGAGACAGACAGAUACAUGUACAUAUUGCGACGACUGACCGUCACCAUGCGUGCAACGACCGUGGCUUGCCUGAUGGCGGCGCUGGCCGCCUCGGCCUGUGUUUCCGCUAUUGAUAUGAACUUGCAUGUCAUGACGGACAAAGCUGAUGAGGGCGCCUUGUGCCUCGACGGCUCCCCUGGCGCCUUUUAUCAUUCUCCCGCUGCCAGCAGCGACGACACCAACAAGUGGAUCAUCUUCUUCCAGGGCGGUGGCUGGUGCUAUCAGGAGGUGAAUACCGUCAUCUCGUCUUAUAUCCGUUGCCCGGGCACCUUGUCCCCGCCCGCCUCACACCAAUUUUGCAACUACAACCGCGUCCAGCUCUCCUACUGUGACGGCGCUUCGUUCAGUGGUGAUCGCACGGAUCCCAUUAUUGUCAACGGUACCAAGCUUUGGUCUCGUGGUCACCGCAUCUUGGAUGCUACUCUCGAAACCCUUAUGGACAUGGGCCUGGUCAACGCCACCGAUGUCCUCCUCAGUGGUUGCUCAGCUGGUGGUUUGGCCACUUAUCUUCAUACUGACUAUGUGCACGAAUAUUUGCAAAAGAAGCUGCCCAAUCUGCAGCGAUUCAAGGCCGCCUCUGUGUCGGGCUUUUUCCUCAUGCACAACACCACUGAGAACAAGCCCGUCUACCCCGACGAGAUGAAAUACGUCUUCUCCAUGUCCAACGCAACCAAUGGCGUCAACUCGGACUGUAUUGCCGACAAGUCUGAUGAGGACAAGUGGCAAUGCAUCUUUGGCCCGGAGACCUACAAGUAUAUCAAGGCUCCCAUCUUUGUGCUUAAUUCGGCCCUCGACUCGUGGCAAACGGGUUGCAUCUAUACCUCGGAGUACGUGGCUGCCAACAGCACGCAAAACGGUGCCUGUGCUGCGGCCCCUGGUUGGGGCUCGUGCUCGGGCAAUCCUGAAGAUUGCACCACGGACCAGAUCCCUGCCAUGAUUCAGUACGAGAACGACUUUGUCAAGGCCUUUGAUGUGCCCACUUCCCAAGCGGCUGGCAAUGGUGGCUUUGUGUACAGCUGCCACACGCACUGCGCUGCCUCCAGCAACUCGUAUUAUACCCAGUUUGCUAUCAACAAUGUUACCAUGGAGCAGGCCGUCUCUAGCUGGUGGAACGCUCCGGUCACCGACCCGGCCAGCGCCCACACCUACACGCCAUGCACCUACAAUGACAAGCUCCCUUACCGAUGCAACCCAACUUGCGGCUCCAACUAA
Messenger RNA from Monosiga brevicollis MX1, 3207 nucleotides. RefSeq lists its product as uncharacterized. Gene Ontology annotation, biological process: protein K63-linked deubiquitination. The transcript is spliced from 22 exons. Gene Ontology annotation, molecular function: protein binding; K63-linked deubiquitinase activity; metal-dependent deubiquitinase activity. Lineage: Eukaryota; Choanoflagellata; Craspedida; Salpingoecidae. The record is from RefSeq and is a predicted model, not a curated record. Gene Ontology annotation, cellular component: membrane; endosome. The coding region runs from base 1 to 3207 and encodes 1068 amino acids.